Messenger RNA from Mytilus trossulus (common blue mussel), 1036 nucleotides. RefSeq lists its product as uncharacterized. Lineage: Eukaryota; Metazoa; Mollusca; Bivalvia; Mytilida; Mytilidae. The transcript has 6 exons. The coding region runs from base 196 to 843 and encodes 215 amino acids. The record is from RefSeq and is a predicted model, not a curated record.
GUUAUAAGAAACAAAAUAAGUUGUCCUUGUAAUUUCGCUGCAGAUUGGCGCAGUAUGUUUAAUUUCCUUUGAUAUUCUAUUGGUCAAAACUUGUUAUUUAGUGGAAUGUUUUUCUUUCGAGUAAAUCCAGUCUUUCAACUCUUGAAGAUCAGAUCACCAGUGCUUCUUUGAUUUGCGAGUGGAGAAAAGAUCUAGAUGGAGAACAUGUUUAUUCUGUUUUUGAUAUUUGCAUCUGCUUCCGCAGUAGUUAAUUGGCCGGCUGGAAGAUAUUCAAUUCCGAAACCAAAAGCAGGGUGCCCAUUCGGAUGGGCUGAAGGAUGGAGGUACCAGGAUAAUGAAGAUACCCAUAAUAUCAACGCUGUUACUCCAAAUCCGGGCCAUCACUUUAACGGUACUUUUAAUACAAAUACAAGGAUGUAUUAUUGUACAAAAACAACCUCCAGUGGAUCAGGAUCCUGGCCGCGCGGAAAUUAUUGUAUUGCACGAUAUGGUGGUUCAUGUCCUUCAGGAUUUUCCACCGGCUUUAUCUACUGGGACGACGAGGAUAACGCUAAUGCCAACUCACAUGGUGGAGUUCUUCCUGAUGGAGAAUACAACAGGAACACAAAAAUACAGUAUUGUUGCAGGUCUGAUAGAUCUGCCUACAUUAGUAUGACCCGACCAACAUACCAGCCUUUUUAUUUGUACAAGUACACAUCAACAUGCCAACGUGUACGUGGAAUGAAUGUCGUAGAGGAAACAAUCAAGAUGGACGACGAAGAUGACAGAAACAACAGCAGUGAUGGUGGACAUCAUCCAAAGAAAACUGACACAACCAUAGUUCACUACUGUUAUUAUUCUUAGUAGUAACACAUACUUUAUUGGAAUCCUUCAGACAACGAUCCGUCAACAGAAUGACACUUUUUAUUCUUACAUUCAAUCUUUACUUCUUUGAUUGGUUUAAGUAUUAGUACUUUAUAGGUUGAUUUCUUGUUGGACUUGUUGAGAAAUUUGUUUUAGUAUGUUUCUGUGCAUUAAAAAAUAUAUAAAUAUUAAA